GACAGAAUAGUGAUGUAAUUUGACCUGAGGCCACACAGCAGGUAUUAGAGUUAUAACUGAGAUGGGUCUGUCUUGUUCUAAAAGCCAGAUCUAAAUAUGACGUUCGUCAGGACACCCCUCCAAGUCCAGAGACCUCUGGGACGGGCCCAGUCCUGGGGCUUUUACUCAGCACCUUUGCUUGGUGCUGGGGAAACUGAGGCCCAGAGAGAAGCUAUAGCCUGCCCGAGCUCCGGUAGCAAUGGACCAAAGGCAGCUGUGCAUGAAGCUGGAUGAAACGAAUGACUGGAGGAGACUCUGGUGGAGGGGUAGGUUUGCGGAGCGAUCCGGGAGCUGGGUCACCGCUCUCAAGGGUGGGGUGGGGCCGUCUACCAAAAGGCGGGGCCUUCCGUGCAGGGCCCCGCCCCCACUCCGCGCGCCACGCUCAGCGGCGGCAGGGGAACCCAGUUUCCGAGGAACUUUUUGCGAGCGCCAGGCUGCCACGGAGGCCAGGGCGGGACGCGAACGCGCUGAGCGACCGCAGCUACUGGCGCGGGCCGGCGGACGCAGCGCUCUCUGCGAAAGUCCGUGCGCGCCGGCGGGCGGCCGGGAGGAGGCUACUACGCCAUGGACGAGAUGCCCUUCACCGAGGCAGCCUUGGGGCAGGCGCUGGCUGAGCCGUGCGACCUGGAUGCAGCGCUGCUGACUGACAUAGAAGGAGAAAUAGGAGCAAGCAGAGGACGCCCCGAAGGGGUGGACGGCGCGGGCCGCGGAGCCAUGGAUUGCACGUUCGAAGAUAUGCUUCAGCUCAUCAACAACCAAGACAGCGACUUCCCAGGCCUGUUUGACCCACCCUAUGCUGGGGGCGGAGUAGGGGGCACAGACUCCACCGGCUCCGGCACUGAAGCCAGCUCCCCAGGCAGCUUGUCCCCACCUCAUGUCAUGAUGAGCUCCCCACUCGAAGGCUUCCUGGGGGGGCCCAAAGCAACACCCCCACCCUUGUCCCCUUCCCAGCCUGCACCUACACUGAAGAUGUACCCUUCUGUGCCUGCCUUCUCCCCUGGGCCUGGUAUCAAGGAAGAGCCAGUGCCACUGACCAUCCUCCAGCCCUCUACCCCGCAGCCCCUGCUGGGGGCCCUCCUGCCCCAGAACUUUCCGGCCCCAACUCCACCACAGUUCAGCUCUACCCCUGUGUUGGGCUAUCCCAGCCCACCUGGAGGCUUUUCCACAGGGACCCCUCCAGGAAGCACCCCACAGCCGCUGCCUGGCCUGCCAGGGGUCCCGCCCGUCUCCUUGCAAACCCAGGUCCAGAGUACCGCCCCCCAGCAGGUGUUCACAGCCACAGCCAGCCCCACAGUGGGCCCUGGAACAACCACUGUGACCUCACAGAUUCAGCAGGUCCCGGUUCUGCUGCAGCCCCACUUUAUCAAGGCCGACUCACUGCUCCUGACAACCAUGAAAACAGACUUGGGAGCCCCUGUGAAGGCAGCAGGUGUCAGCUCCCUGGCCCCUGGCACGGCUGUGCAGACAGGGCCCUUGCAGACUCUGGUGAGUGGCGGAACCAUCCUGGCGACAGUGCCGCUGGUAGUGGACACUGACAAGCUGCCCAUCAACCGGCUGGUGGCCAGUGGCAAGGCCCUGGGCUCUGCCCAGACGCGUGGUGAGAAGCGUACAGCCCACAACGCCAUUGAGAAGCGCUACCGCUCCUCCAUCAAUGACAAGAUUGUCGAGCUCAAGGACCUGGUGGUGGGCACUGAGGCAAAGCUGAAUAAAUCUGCUGUCUUGCGCAAGGCCAUCGACUAUAUUCACUUUCUACAACAGAGCAACCAGAAACUCAAGCAGGAGAACUUGAGUCUGCGAACUGCUGCCCACAAAAACAAAUCUCUGAAGGACCUGGUGUCAGCUUGUGGCAGUGGAGGAAAUUCGGGUGUGCCCAUGGAGGGCACAAAUCCUGAGGUGGUGGAUACGCUGAGCCCGCCACCCUCGGACGCAGGCUCGCCCUCCCAGAGCAGCCCCUUGUCCCUUGGCAGCAGGAGUAGUGGCAGUGGUGGCAGUGGCAGUGAUUCAGAGCCUGACAGCCCAGUCUUCAAGGAUAGCCAGGUAAAGCCAGAGCAGCUGCCAUCCUCCCACAGCCGGGGCAUGCUGGACCGCUCCCGCCUGGCCCUGUGUACACUCAUCUUCUUCUGUCUCUCCUGCAAUCCUUUUGCCUCCCUGCUGGGCAGCUGGGGUCUCCCCAGCCCCUCAGAUACCACCAGCAUCCACCAGAGUUCUGGGCGCAACAUGCUGAGCACUGAGGACAGAGAUGGCCCUGGUUGGGCCCCAUGGCUGCUGUUCCCACUGGUCUGGCUGACUAAUGGGCUGCUCGUACUGAUCUCCUUGGUGCUUCUCUUUGUCUAUGGAGAGCCAGUCACUCGGCCCCACUCAGGCCCCGCCGUGCACUUCUGGAGGCAUCGCAAGCAGGCUGACUUGGACUUGGCCCGGGGGGACUUUGCCCAGGCUACCCAGCAGCUGUGGCUGGCCCUGCGAGCUCUGGGCCGGCCCUUGCCCACCUCCCACCUGGACCUGGCCUGUAGUCUCCUCUGGAACCUCAUCCGCCACCUGCUGCAACGUCUCUGGGUGGGCCGUUGGCUGGCAGGCCAUGCAGGGGGCCUGCAAAGGGACUGUGCUCUGCAGGCAGAUGCCCGUACCAGUGCCCGAGAUGCGGCCCUUGUCUACCACAAGCUGCAUCAGCUUCACACCAUGGGAAAGUACACAGGGGGACACCUCACUGCUGCCAAUUUGGCCCUGAGUGCACUGAACCUGGCAGAGUGUGCAGGGGACACCAUGUCUGUGGCCACGUUGGCUGAGAUCUAUGUGGUUGCCGCACUGAGGGUCAAGACCAGUCUCCCGCGGGCCUUGCAUUUUCUGACACGCUUCUUCCUGAGUAGUGCCCGCCAGGCCUGCCUGGCACAGAAUGGCUCAGUGCCACUUGCUAUGCAGUGGCUCUGUCACCCUGUGGGCCACCGUUUCUUCGUGGAUGGGGACUGGGCCGUGUGCAGUCCCCCGAGGGAGAGCCUGUACAGCUCAGCCAGGAACCCAGUGGACCCUUUGGCCCAGGUGACUCAGCUAUUCCGUGAACAUCUCUUGGAACGAGCUCUGAAUUGUGUGGCUCAGCCCAGCCUCAGCCCUGCAUCAGCUGAUGGGGACAGGGAAUUCUCAGAUGCCCUCGGAUACCUGCAGCUGCUGAACAGCUGUUCCGAUACUGCUGGAGCUCCAGCCUGCAGCUUCUCCAUCCACUCCAGCAUGGCCACCACCACCAGCACAGACCCAGUGGCCAAGUGGUGGGCUUCGCUGACGGCUGUGGUGACCCACUGGCUGCGGCAGGAUGAGGAAGCAGCUGAGCGACUGUACCCACUGGUGGAGCACCUGCCUGUCACCCUGCAGGAGUCUGAGAGACCCCUGCCCAGGGCAGCUCUGCAUUCCUUCAAGGCUGCCAGGGCCCUGCUUGGCCGUGGGAAGGCAGAGUCUGGCCCAGCCAGCCUGGCCAUCUGUGAGAAGGCCAGUGGGUACCUGCAGGACAGUCUGGCCACCACACCAGCUGGAAGCUCCAUUGACAAGGCUAUGCAGCUGCUCCUGUGUGACCUGCUUCUUGUGGUGCGUACCAGCCUGUGGCGGCGACAGCAGCCACCUGCACCAGCCCCGGCCUCACAGGGCCCAGGCAAUGGAGCCCAGGCCUCUGCCCUUGAGCUGCAUGGCUUUCAACGGGACCUGAGUGGCCUGAGGCGUCUGGCGCAGAGCUUCCGGCCUGCCAUGCGGAGGGUGUUCCUACAUGAGGCCACAGCCCGGCUGAUGGCAGGGGCCAGUCCCACACGGACACACCAACUCCUGGACCGCAGUCUGAGGAGGAGGGCAGGCCCCUGUGCCAAAGGAGGCACCUGCGCCGGGGUGGAGCUGGAGCCGAGGCCCACAGGGAGGGAGCAUGCCGAGGCCCUGCUGCUGGCAUCCUGCUACCUGCCACCCUGCUUCCUGUCGGCUCCUGGGCAGCGCGUGGGAAUGCUGACUGAGGCGGAGCGUAUGCUCGAGAAGCUUGGUGAUCGCAGGCUGUUGCACGACUGCCAGCAGAUGCUCCUGCGCCUGGGCGGAGGGACUACGGUCACUUCCAGCUAGACCCCCACUGGCGGCCUCUGCGCCCUUUGGCUAUGUCCCUGGUGGGAGCCUCAAUGGCCAAAGGCAGCGCAAGAGAUCUCAAUGUCCACGGUUUACCCAUGGACUGCAUUGCCUCGGUGGGGGCGGGAGGAAUGGGAGACCCUUGGGGGCUUUUGUCUCUGGACUUAGGAGGCCAGAGGGGGUGUAACCCCGCCACCCCUGCAGGCUCCCCAACCAGACUAGCAGCGGCCAGGUUGGUGCUGACCUCUGGUGGCCGGUGGGAGGAUUGCAGAGGCCGGUCCCAUCGGUGUCACCUCUGCUUUGCAACCAACCAGUGGCUUUUCCCUCUCCUGGCUAAAGGGAGAGAGGGGUACAUGUUACUCAGCUGAGGGGGAUAGAAAUGGUUUUCCCGGCCAGCAAGGGUGCCUAGCUCCAAGAUGCCUCCUUCCCUUCUGGGGAGGUCUGUACAUAGUGUAGAUCAGGGUGCACCUGACUUCUGGCCUCUGGGGCUCAAGUGUUACUUUGUCUUUUGCAAACUAUUUUCAUAGGGUGAGAAGUUUUGUACAAAGAAUAAAAAAUGGAAUUAUUUAUAA
Pteropus alecto (black flying fox) is the source of this 4694-nucleotide messenger RNA. RefSeq names its product sterol regulatory element binding transcription factor 1 (gene SREBF1). NCBI's taxonomy places the organism in Eukaryota, Metazoa, Chordata, Mammalia, Chiroptera, Pteropodidae. The coding region runs from base 604 to 4122 and encodes 1172 amino acids. Gene Ontology annotation, cellular component: nucleus. Gene Ontology annotation, molecular function: protein dimerization activity; DNA-binding transcription factor activity, RNA polymerase II-specific; RNA polymerase II cis-regulatory region sequence-specific DNA binding. The record is from RefSeq and is a predicted model, not a curated record. The transcript has 22 exons. Gene Ontology annotation, biological process: regulation of transcription by RNA polymerase II.